CGACUCUCCUUCCCUGACACACAUCAACCUUUCAGCACAUUUUUGUCCCAGUCAUGGGCGGGUUCUUUUCAUCUGAGUCGGCUCCUCCACAGUCUCUACCGUCUCUACCGUCUCCACUUUUAACAACUCCAUGGAGAGAAAUAUCCUGGGGAAACACACAGGAACCUCUGCAGUACAUGAAGAAUUUUCAACCUCAAAAUGAAAAAGUCGAAGCCAUCAGAGUUUUACUCUGUGGACCAGUUGGUGCAGGAAGGUCCAGCUUCAUCAACUCUGUCAACAGCGUCCUGCGAGGGAGAAUGACCCAUGAAGCUCUGGCCAGUCCUACCUGUGGUAGUUGUUUCACCAAGACGUAUCAAACCUAUAAAAUCAAGAAAGAAGGCAGAGGAAACUUUUAUCCCUUUGUGUUCAACGACAUCAUGGGUCUGGAGGACGGAGAUGGACAAGGAGUCAGAACAGACGACAUUAAACUGGCCUUGAAGGGACAUGUGAAGGAUGGAUAUGAGUUUAAAUCUUCAGCUUCCAUUUCUGCUGGUGAUUCUGACUACAAUGCUGACCCGUCCCUCAGGGACAGAGUUCAUGUUCUGGUUUACAUGAUUUCUGCUGAUAUGCCACAAAUGAAGUCGUCUGUUUUAAAGAAAAUGACGGAAAUCAGAGAAGCAGCCAGAGAUCUGGGAAUCUAUCAGCUGGCGAUUCUCACCCACAUUGAUGAAGCCUGUGGUGAAAUAGAAAAAAAUAUCAGAAACGUCUACAAGAGCAAACAUUUAAAGAAAAAGAUGACUGACUUCAGCUCCAGUUUGGGGAUCCCAAUGAACUGCAUUUUCCCAGUAAAAAACUACAGUAAAGAAAUUCAACUGGAUCCAGACGUCGACGCUCUGAUCCUCAGUGCUCUGAGGCUGAUGAUUGACUUUGGAGGCAACUACGCUACAAACAAUCAACAUUUUGUUCCAGCGAUGGGGGGUGGUUCUCCAGGUUUGUUAGAAACUCCAUGGAGAGAUAUAUCCUCAACAAACAAACAUGAACUUCUGCAGUCCAUGAAUAAUUUUCAACCUCAAAAUGAAAAAGUCACAGCGGUCAGAGUCCUGCUGUACGGUCCAGUUGGUGCAGGAAAGUCCAGCUUCAUCAACUCCGUCAACAACAUCCUGCAAGGGAGAAUGACCAAUGAAGCUCUGGCCAGCAACCUAACCUCUGAUCAAAGUUUCACCAAGAAGUAUAAAACCUAUAAAAUCAAGAAAGAAGGCAGGGGAAACUUUUAUCCCUUUGUGUUUAAUGACAUCAUGGGUCUGGAAGAGCAAGGAGGAGUCAGAACAGACGACAUCAAACUGGCCUUGAAGGGACGUGUAAACGAAGGUUAUAAGUUCAAUCCUGCAUCUUCUCUUUCUGAUGAUGAUCUUGGCUACAACUCUUCUCCAUCCAUCAGUGACAGAGUUCAUGUUCUGGUUUGUGUUUAUUCUGCUAAUGCAUCACAAAUGAGGUCAUCAGUUUUGCAGAAAAUGAGGGAAAUCAGAGAAGCAGCCAGUGAGCUGGAUAUCCCUCAGCUGGCAAUUCUUACCCACAUUGAUGCAGCCUGUGGUGAAACACAAAGAGAUCUGAAAAACAUCUACAGGAGCAAAUAUUUAAAGAAAAAGAUGACUGACUUCAGCUCCAGUCUGGGGAUCCCAAUGAACUGCAUCCUCCCAGUGAAGAACUACAGUCAUGAAACUCAGCUGAAUCCAGACAUCGACACUCUGAUCCUGAGCGCUCUGAGGCUGAUGAUUGACUUUGGAGACGACUACGCCGACAAACUGUGAAGAUGUGGUAGAAACAAUUAGUAGUGUCUGUUUCAAGUAAGUUUUUAUUUUUCUUUAAAUUGGUUUAAUUUAAAACACUAAUCAGGUGUAAACACCAUAGAAAUGCCAAAAGACAAUAAAAACACACUGUAAAACAAUAAUUUUUUUCCU
This is a messenger RNA of Poecilia reticulata (guppy), 1937 nucleotides long. NCBI's taxonomy places the organism in Eukaryota, Metazoa, Chordata, Actinopteri, Cyprinodontiformes, Poeciliidae. The record is from RefSeq and is a predicted model, not a curated record.